CCAGAUUAUCCAUACGGUGCAGUUACCGGUGGCGUAACAUGAUAUCCCCUUCCGUCUCCGUCCGUUCUCCGGCGUCGCCGUCUCCCUUUCUCGGCACCUCCCUCUUUCCCCAUAAAUCCUUCUCUCAUUCUCAUCUUCCUCUCAACCACAGUUGGAAUCAACAAAAAAACAUUCCCAAUACUUUUCAACACCAUAUAUUGAAGUGUCGACUUGCAAAGGCCAAAGAAGUCGCUUCUCCAAGCCUCGAAAGCCUAACACGAGAACCUCACAAGUAUUUCGAUCAAGCAAUCAUAACUGUUCGCGCCGGAGAUGGAGGCCAUGGUGCUACUCUUAGCAUGAACAAUCAAAAGGCCAGUCCCAAGUCACAGAGCAAACAGGACAAAGAAAAAGCAAGGAUAAGAAGCUCUUAUAAGCGGGAUUUUGACGGAUCACUUAUCCUACCUAUGGGCGGACAUGGUGGCGAUGUCGUAAUUUAUGCAGAUGAGGGGAAAGAUUCGUUGUUGGAGUUUCAUAAAAAAACUCGGUUUAAUGCAAAACGUGGUGGGAAUGUUGAUACAAUGGGAGUUUUUCAUUCUCAGCUAAGAAACGGUUUAGCUUCCCCAACGUUGCGUAUUCCCGUACCUUUAGGUACUGUUGUAAAACACAAAAGAGGCAAGUUUCUAGCUGAUCUAGCUCAGCAUGGUGACGAAAUUCUUGUUGCUAGGGGUGGUCAAGGAGGGAUUAGUUUGUUAGAAAUGCCUGGGCAUAAAAAGAAGAAGAUGAUGAAUAUGACAUCAAAUGUGAUGACAGAUGAAAAUGAUAAGGUGUUGGUUCUUGGUCAACCUGGGGAGGAGGUCAGCUUGCAGUUAAUCCUAAGAGUUGUUGCAGAUGUCGGUCUCGUUGGCCUCCCUAAUGCUGGAAAAUCGACCCUACUGUCAGCCAUAACACUUGCAAAACCCGAUAUUGCUGAUUACCCAUUCACAACGUUAAUGCCUAACCUUGGACGUCUUGAAGGUGAUCCUAGUUUAGGGGCGGGUAAAUUCUCGUCAGAAGCAACAUUGGCAGAUCUUCCUGGUCUUAUUGAAGGGGCACAUUUAGGAAAGGGACUAGGCCGUAAUUUCUUGAGGCACUUGAGGAGAACCCGAAUGUUGGUCCAUGUUGUCGAUGCUGCUGCGGAGGAUCCCGUGUAUGACUACAAAACUGUUAAAGAGGAAUUAAGGAUGUACAAUCCUGAAUAUCUUGAAAGGCCAUAUGUCGUGGUUUUAAAUAAAAUCGAUAUACCUGAGGCUAUGAAUAAGCUCCCUUUUUUAGUUGAGGAAAUACAGAAAAUUGGAAGCAACGAAUCGCAGGUUCAACCUUUAUCUGACCACGAGGAUCCUGCAAAUUUAACCUCACCCGAGGAUAAAAAGAUAAAAGAAAUCGAUGAAUAUCCACGACCUGCUGCUGUUGUAGGCGUCAGUGUCCUGAAACACAUGAAUAUCGGCGAAUUACUAAUGGAAAUUAGGUCAGCCCUAAGAAAAUGCCGGGGAUCCGAAGAGGCCCUAUAUCCGUAGCGAAAAAGAGUGAUCGGUCAUGUUAGUAUCCAUUGUAGUAUAUGUUUGUACAAAUUCAACCCUUUUCAAGAAUAGAAUAUCACAAUUACAAUGUAGCUUGCAACUUGUAUUACAUGUGAAAUGAAUAUGGUGUAUGUAUCACAGGUGUAUAAUCCAGGUCCAACUAUGAUGGUCAAGGCAGGUGCUGGAUCAUUUGUAAACCGGGCCGGGCUGGGCCCAAAACGGAAUGUUUGGUACCAAUGACGAGCAAAUUCGGAAGAUCCCAAAUGCUUUAGAAAUUAUAAGUGUUAUUAUAUCAAAAGUGUAAAACGCUGAUAUUUUUAGUUGUUUUAAGAGGAUUUACUUCUAAAUCGGUUAACAAGACAUGAAUACAUGAUAGCUGUUUUGAA
This is a messenger RNA of Helianthus annuus (common sunflower), 1921 nucleotides long. Its product is annotated as probable GTP-binding protein OBGC2. Gene Ontology annotation, molecular function: GTP binding; GTPase activity. Bases 39 to 1532 code for a protein of 497 amino acids. The record is from RefSeq and is a predicted model, not a curated record. Gene Ontology annotation, cellular component: mitochondrion. Lineage: Eukaryota; Viridiplantae; Streptophyta; Magnoliopsida; Asterales; Asteraceae. The transcript is spliced from 10 exons.